This is a messenger RNA of Nymphaea colorata (pocket water lily), 2130 nucleotides long. RefSeq names its product zinc finger CCCH domain-containing protein 56. Lineage: Eukaryota; Viridiplantae; Streptophyta; Magnoliopsida; Nymphaeales; Nymphaeaceae. The transcript has 3 exons. Gene Ontology annotation, molecular function: mRNA binding; metal ion binding. The coding region runs from base 623 to 1708 and encodes 361 amino acids. The record is from RefSeq and is a predicted model, not a curated record.
GAGAGGAAAGGACAUUGACUGCUUCUCUGACUUAUCUCACCACUCUUAGGUGGGGGUUUUGAUUUGGUAUGAAGUUCCAAGUUCCAUCUCAAAUUUUCCAUCUGCCGGGCAAAGUUGGGUCUUUUUGGUAUUUCAUUACAUUAUUACAAUGCAAAGGAGUUGGCAACGUGGUGAUAUUCUAAGCACUUGGUUGUGAGAAAAGGGGGAGGGGAAAAAUUGGCGAUGGAGAAGGACCAGAAGCCAACUCUCUUAAAUCUGAUCUCGCUCCUCGACAAGAACCCAAGUUAAAAAGAAGAUAAAGGGGAAAGAAAAGCUGGGAGACGACUCUGGCCAGAAAGGGAGAGAGAGAGAGAGAGAGAAAGGAGGAGGGAGAGCGAAAGAGAGAAAAUCGACGCCAAUUCAUUAAUCGGAUACUCUUGUUCCAUCAUUUCUCCGCUACAAAUUGAAGAGUUUACUUGGAUCUCUGUUGGCUGCUGUUGAUUGCUUUUGAUUGAGAAUGUAAAUGUUCUGUCUCACAAUCUGACCAGUGAAUAACGGAGGGAAACGGUAGGAUUAGUCUUGUUGGUACAUGAGACUGAAGGUCUUAUAUAGUUUCGCGUGCUAAGCUGGUGUUUGUUUGGUUAUGGAUUAUGAUGGUAGCAUCGGUUUUACUGGCGAUGCUGCUUCAGUGAUUAGAGAGAUUCCAACCAAUAGUGGGGAUAGUUGGAUGCCUGGAUUGAAUGAUCAAGCAAUUUGGGCAACAGAGGAAGAUUAUAGAGCUUGGAAUGGAGAUUCAGAUUACAUGUCUGCCUCCAGCUUUGAUGGGCGGCAGUCACAAUCUCGAUCCGGAAGUGAACCAUCUCAAAAGAGGUCCAGAAAUGCACAGGGUGAUCCACAAGGAGGUGGAUUUGGCAGGGAAUCAUCUGUUAGUCGAUCAAAGGCAAUCGGCAGGAUGUUUUUCAAGACCAAACUCUGCUGCAAGUUUAGGCAAGGGACUUGUCCUUACAUAACAAACUGCAAUUUUGCACAUGGAAUAGAGGAACUGAGGAAGCCGCCUCCCAAUUGGCAAGAAAUCGUGGCUGCUCAGGACGAGGAUCGGUCUCAGAUUUUAGAACCAAGAGAGGAAAACCAGAUACCAGCUUUGAGUUCAUCAGGUAUGGGUGGAGAACAGAGAUCUUAUAAAGGGAGACACUGCAAGAAGUUCUACACUGAGGAAGGCUGUCCUUAUGGAGAUACAUGUACUUUCCUACAUGAUGAGCAGUCAAAAGCUCGGGAAAGUGUAGCCAUAAGCUUAGGACCUACAGGUGGUAGCGGCUAUGGCAAUGGAAAUAAUGGAGGCAAUGGAUCUAAUCAGAAACCUUCAAACUGGAAAACUAGGAUUUGUAACAAGUGGGAGAUGACAGGAUAUUGUCCAUUUGGGAACAAGUGCCACUUUGCUCAUGGGUUAGGAGAGCUCCACAAGUAUGGAGGGGGCCUUGUUGAGGACGGUCGAGAUUCUUCUUCGGUGUCUGCUGAUUCAAAGCAGGUCGGGUCGUCUUCAAAGGUGCAGGAUGUCACUGCAUCUCUCGUGCCAGUUGCACAUCCAGAGGUCUAUGGUAUGGGGGUUCCAUCACAGAGAUCUGUUGGCAUAAGUCAGCGACAGGGGCCACAAAGGCCCUCACAGCAGAAGUGGAAAGGUCCAGAUAAAAUCAGUAGGAUUUAUGGUGAUUGGAUUGACGACAACGAGUGAUGCACUAAAGCUAAAGCUUGUCCUGCUGUUAUAGCAUGAUGGUAGAAACCAUCCACCACAUCAUGUUCAUGUAGGAUGAGUCUGAUGGUUAUCAAGCAACUCAAAAACUAUGCUUUGUGCAAUCUCUAAGUUACCGUUCCCCCUUUCUGGCAGUGGCUGGGAUUUUGAAGAGGAGUGGCAUCUUCGUCGAGGCUAGAAAUAACCAUGGGGAUUCCGUGUUGUUUGAUUUGAAAAACUCCAUGAAGAAGGAGAAAUUAGUCUAUUGCCAGCUAGUUCUUUUAGUUAUUGACAAUCCUCAUCCGACACUGGUGUACAUGGCGCUGAUGGCCGAUGUACCCCUGAAGAUAGUCAGCUGAUAUCCCGGAUGUAGAAUUUUUCAGGUCAAGGUCCUCGUAUGGAGGUGAAAAUGAACUAUCAUCUUA